Brassicogethes aeneus is the source of this 622-nucleotide messenger RNA. NCBI's taxonomy places the organism in Eukaryota, Metazoa, Arthropoda, Insecta, Coleoptera, Nitidulidae. The record is from the annotation of a GenBank genome assembly.
CUAAUCGCUGUCAAUUUUCAGUGGUUAACCUCAAAUUUUGGUAUUUUUAAAACGCCAAAAUGCUUACAAAUAGGUUUUUAAAUCUGCAAAAAACUGUGAGUUUGGCCAAAAAUUAUCUGCACACGUCGGGCGAACGCUACGAAAUCCAAAAACUCACAAGGCUGAGAGUUGUCGACAAUAGUGAAAUUGGGAAACAGGCCAUGGCAGAGGGAAAGCCUCCUAGAUGUAUACACGUUUAUAAUAAAACUGGAGUUGGAAGAAUAGGUGAUAAAGUUUUGGUGGCCAUAAAGGGAGAAAAGAAGAAGGGCAUCCUUGUAGGACUAAAACAAAACCAAAAAACAAAAGUUCCAAAGUUUGACAGCAAUAAUUUGGUGCUCAUCGAUGAUAAUGGGACGCCUAUGGGAACUAGAAUUCAUGUGCCAAUACCUACAAUUUUAAGGACUAUUCUGAAGGAAAAAACUCAGGCCAAAGGAGCAGAUUAUACAAAAAUUUUAGCGAUUGCCUCUAAAUUUGUAUAGUUAGGUUUUUAGUUCUUAUUGUUUAGUGGUGUAAAUAAAAUAUAAGGUUUAUUUAUUUUUGCGACUAAUUUAUUAAGUUUUUGUCUUUAUAUUUUGAAAGUUAU